Molecule: messenger RNA, 3471 nt
Organism: Guillardia theta CCMP2712
Lineage: Eukaryota; Cryptophyceae; Pyrenomonadales; Geminigeraceae
Exons: 5
Coding region: 1-3471 (1156 amino acids)
Biological process (GO): non-motile cilium assembly; protein localization to cilium; intraciliary retrograde transport
Cellular component (GO): non-motile cilium; intraciliary transport particle A
Molecular function (GO): protein binding
Source: RefSeq, a predicted model, not a curated record
AUGAGAUCAGCUCUGACAUGGCAAGCGAAUACUUCGGAAGGGCAAGCUCCUCCUGCUGUUGUUUAUGACCUCUGCUUUAAUCCUCUUGGGUCUCAGCUUGUAGUUGCAUCAGGACAGCUAGUCCUCGUGUAUGAUGCCUCAGAUGGCAGCUUGUUGCACAAGCUCAAAGGGCACAAGGACACGGUGUAUUGCGUCACAUACUCGAAGGACGGAAAGAGGUUUGCAUCCGGAGGAGCUGAUAAGAACGUCAUCAUAUGGAAAAACACAGCUGAAGGAAUUCUUAAAUUUGCUCACAAUGAUACAAUACAGGCGCUGAGUUACAAUCCUGUAAGCUUACAGCUCGCCAGUGUAACCGCGACAGAUUUUGGGAUUUGGUCACCUGAUCAAAAAUCAGUGUCGAAGCACAAGAUUCAGGCUAGAGGACUCUGUUGCUCAUGGUCUAAUGAUGGGACGCUCCUGGCAAUAGGGCAGUAUGAUGGAAAUGUUACUGUCCGAACAAGAGAUGGCAAAGAGAAGCUCAAAAUCACAAGAAAUGCUCCAGUGUGGUCGGUGAAUUUUAGACCCAACACGCAAGAUGGUGUGAAUAUUUUAGCAGUGGGGACUUGGGAUCAGAUGUUGACCUUACAUGACUGCGACUGUGAACCGACAUUGAUAGGCAAGAAAGAGUUGAACAUGGACCCUUGCUCUGUCCGAUAUUUCUCAAACGGUGAGUACAUGGUUGUGGGCGGUUCUGAUUGCAAGACACAUUUGUGCAAUCAUGAUGGAGUUCAACUGCAGAUGAUCUGUGAAAGAGAUGACUGGAUUUGGAGUAUUGCUCCUCGACCAAAGCAGAAUUACAUCGCAGUUGCAUGUAACGAUGGCACUAUUUCGAUGUAUCAACUAAUUUUUAGUACGGUGCAUGGAUUGUAUCAAGACAGAUAUGCAUAUCGUGAUUUCAUGACAAAUGUGAUUGUUCAAAAUCUUGUAACGGAGCAAAAAGCAAAGAUACAAUGCCAAGCUCAUGUCAAGAAAAUUGCGAUCUACAAGGAUCGUCUCGCUAUACAACUGCCAGAUAAAAUACAAGUUUACGAAAGAAAAGGUGACGAUGAUCAUGGUCUUCAAUAUGUGAAGCGGAGUACCAUUAACAAAUCACUCGAUUGUAAUUUGUUGGUCGUCACGUCAAACCAUCUGAUUCUUUGCCUUGAGAAAAAGCUCCAGUUGCUGAAUUUCGAGGGUGUCAAGGAAAGGGAAUGGGUCUUGGAUGCAAUAAUUCGAUACAUCAAGAUUGCAGGCGGCCCUCCCCGCAGAGAAGGGCUUCUAGUUGGCCUUAAGAAUGGACAGGUCUUGCAAAUUUUCAUAGACAAUCCUUUUCCUAUCUCGAUUGUCAACCACGACAAGUCCAUACGGUGCCUGGAUAUUUCGUGCAGUCGCCGCAAACUUGCUUUAGUUGAUGAGCUCGCCAAUGUUGUCGUUUAUGAUGUCCAGACGCAAGAAGAAUUGUACCGCGAUGUCAAUGCAAACAGUGUUGCAUGGAAUAGCGUCUUGGAGUCCCAGCUGUGUUACAGCGGCAAGGAUCAACUGAGCAUCAAAACUGGCGAUUUUCCUCCACAUCGAGAAAAAAUGCGAGGGUUUGUUGUUGGAGUGCGAGGCAGCAAAGUUUUUUGCCUGCAUUAUCUUGCGAUGAAUACUGUGAAUGUCCCACAGAGCGCAGCUAUGUAUCGAUACUUGGAAAAAAAGAUGAUGUCCGAGGCAUACAAGGUUGCGACGAUGGGUGUGACAGAAUCAGAUUGGCAAGCUUUGGCCAUGGAAGCGCUCAUGGUGAUGGAUCUUGAAGUUGCUCAAAAGGCAUUCAUUCGGAAUAGAGACAUGAGGUACAUUGAUUUGAUCAACCGCAUCAAAGCAUCUCGUAAGCUACCAGGGCAUGAUGACAAUGUCUUUCUUGCCGAAGCUCUUGCAUUGCGUGGGCAAUAUCAAGAGGCUGGUAAGGUUUAUGCAAAAAGUGGCCGUGUUGACCUUGCCAUAAAAAUGUUCUCGGAUCUGAAGCUGUGGGAAGAUGCUCGAAAUAUUGCAAACCAUGCUCAGGGUGUUGACAUCAAGGACUUGACGCGAGAGCAAGCACUUUGGGCCGUGGAAAACAACGAUUGGAAAACAGCAGCAGCAAUUUUCGUUACUUCUGAAGAGUACGGAAGGGCCAUUAAUAUUAUGUCUCAACACAACAUGGUUGAUGAAUUGAUUGAUGUUGUGCGUCGCUUGGACAAAAAUGAUGUGAAUAAUCUUGCAAAAUGUGCAGAUGCUUUUCGAACAUCUGGGCACACUUUAUACGCCAAGGAGACGUACAUCAAAAUGUCUGACACGAAAUCCUUGAUGGAAUUGUAUGUAGAAUCAGAGAAGUGGGACGAGGCAUUCUUACUUUUGAAACAGUACCCAUACAUGAAGGAGGUAGUCUAUCUGCCAUAUGCAACCUGGUUGUCGGCAAAUGAUCGAUUUGAAGAAGCUCAGGAGGCAUUUAGAAUGGCAGGCAGUCCGCAGAAGGCCAUCGAAAUGCUUGAGACGCUAUCGGCAGCGGCAGUAUCCACACACUCAUAUAAGAAUGCAGGGUAUUACUAUUGGAUGCGAGCAAUCGAAACCAACCAACUUUACCCUCCGGGUAGUGGUCAUGCAUUGGAAGAACAAGGAUUGCAGCAAUUCUUGGAAUUUUCAGAGACAGCAGAUAUUUUCUAUGCCUACCAGAUCAUUUCGGAUUACAUCACCGAACCAUUCUUUAGUGGGAACUUUGAGACUGUGUUCCACACUGCAAGAUUCUUGCUAUCCUUGUUACAAAACCGCCUCAAUCCACCAGGAGUAUCCAAAGUGUACAUUCUGUGGGCACUCGCUGAAACUGCACUCAAGUUCGAAUGCUUUAAGGUUGCAAGGAGAGCUUUGGACCAACUCUCCAAUCUGCAUCUACCAGAUGGAUGGGGCGGAAAAGUGGAUCUUGCAUCCCUCAAGGUUAGAAGCAAGCCAGUGUCUGACAAAGAUGGAUUCGUGAGCCAAGAAAGUGUCUUUUCAGGAGUUCGCAGCUUUGCAAAUUUCGAUGUCCUCCCACUUGUUGAAUUUAGAUUGGACAAAGGUAUCUCAGACGAAGAAGCAGAACGUCUUUUGAGCAAUCAAGGAGGGAUAAGGUUGAAUUCGAAAUCUCGAUCCGGUGGCAGAGAGAGGCAGACUGGAUCAGGAAAUAUGUUGACAUUUGAUGAUGACGACGUCGACAUGAAUUUCGGCAAUGACUCACUAGCCGAGUUUCAACAGCAGCUGCUGUCUGCCCCUUCAGGUUCAUUGCCAAGUUGCAGUCGUGAGAUCCUCGCCCAGCUCAACUACCAAGAUGUCAUAAUUCUGAAGAGUCAAUAUCAUCUGAUUCCGACGAGAUACUUUCGAGUCAUGGUGCCAGAUACUCCGGUGUAUGUGUGUCAGUCUUGUUCAAGGAUGUUCAUUGAAGAAGAUUUCGAGAUCUUGUAA